AUGUUAUCAAAUUGCACAAAACUAAAGCCAUUGCAAGAUGAUGGAUUACCAAGACUAAUUUGUAAAGAAUGUAGCAGGCAGCUUAAGAGAGUAUACGCAUUUAAUGUACAAUGCGAGGAAAGUGAUAGAAAACUGAGAUUGUUUAUUGAUUAUAAACCUAUUUUACAAAGCUGCAGUGAUAAACAACCUGAAAUCAAGGAUGAAGAUGCUAAUGUGGAGAAUAACCACAAUGGUCUUAUAAAGGAAGAAUCAUCAAAUAUAGUAUAUAGUAAUUCUGAAAUUAGAGAAACUACAAAUCUUAAAAAUGAUGUCCUUAAAAAUGAGCUGCUAUGUAAAAAUGAAGUAGUCGAUGAUAAUUGUUGGGAUGCAGAUGAUGACAAUUUAUUACAAGAGGACAUAAAGUUCAAGGCUUUAACAGAAAAUGCUAGUAGUGAAGAUAGACCUAAAAAGAAAAGGGGAAGGAAAAGAAAAUAUGAUGAAAACGCAAUGGAAAAUGGCAAGCAGGUACCAGAAAGUAAACUCCCUCAUCAGUGUGAUAUUUGUGGUAAAUUCCUAAGCACAAAAAGUAACCUAAAAGCACAUAAAAUAUGCCAUAGUGACAUACGGCCUUAUAAAUGUGACAAAUGCCCGUCAGCUUUUAGGGGCCAUAGCACACUGAAUCAGCACAAGAAGCUUCAUACAGGAGAAACUCCAUACCAUUGUGAAUACUGUCCUAAGCAAUUUAGUCGACGCACUGGUCUCGUCAACCACAUAAGGAUGCAUACUGGCGAAAAACUGUUCAGCUGUGAUAUAUGCUUCAAGAGCUUUGUUCAAAGUGCUCAACUGUCCAUACAUAUGAAGAGACAUAAGGGUGAGAAGCCAUAUCUGUGCCAAGUCUGUGGAAAAGGUUUUCCAAUUAAAGCUGAUCUGAAGGUGCAUCAGCGUAUUCACAAUGGUGAAAAGCCGUAUUCGUGCCAUCUUUGUACCAAAACUUUUGCUACUUCUGGAAAUCUCUCCAUACAUGUAAGAAUUCAUAACAAAGAAAUCAGAUAUAAAUGCAAGGAAUGCCAAAGGGGAUUCGUGACGUGCAGCGCGUACAACGUACAUUUGAAAAGGCACAAAGGGCAAAGGGACUAUCGCUGCGAAUGCGGCAAAACGUUCUACACCUCCUCGGCGCUCAAGCAACACAGGGUCGUUCACACCGGCGAGAAGAACUACAAAUGCAAGAUAUGCGACAGGACAUUUUCGCAGUCGAGCCACUUGGGGCGCCAUUUUAAACGGGACCACACGAAGCCAAAUUUACCUGUUCAAUCGUCGAAGAAGUUUCAUGAAAAACACACUUUCGACUCGUUGGACAUUCAAAAAAUACCGCGAAGUGAAGCUGUCAAAUGUGAAGGAUCG
Molecule: messenger RNA, 1380 nt
Organism: Iphiclides podalirius (scarce swallowtail)
Lineage: Eukaryota; Metazoa; Arthropoda; Insecta; Lepidoptera; Papilionidae
Source: the annotation of a GenBank genome assembly